AGAUUGCAGCCGUCGUGGGGUGCUGUGCCAGGAUCUUAGGGGGCUCCAGGGAAGCCGGGUCUGGGGGUGGGUAAGCGCUAUGACUGCUCUCAGCCUAUGCGCUUGCGGCACCCGCGGGGGCCGCGGAUUGCUCCGCAGUCUGUGCGGGAGCUUCUGGGCGCUCCCGGGGGGCGUGGGGUCCCGAAGCUGGGGGCCCGGGCUGCCCCUGCAGCUGCACCGCCGGUUCCUGGGCGGCGGCAGCCCGGGCCUCUGGGCUGUCCGGAAAGGUGCUAGCAGCGCCGCCCCAGCGGUGCCACGGUCCCUCAGCAGCUACGCGAAGCUGUGCGAGCAGGCUAUCAGAGAGCCCCACGUAUUUUGGGGGCGCCUUGCCCGGGACACGCUGGUGUGGGACACUCCUUACCAUACUGUCGAGGACUGUGAUUUCAGCCAGGGCAAGAUCAGCUGGUUCCUGGGCGGCCAGCUGACCCUGUCAGUAAACUGCUUGGAUCGGCAUGUGCAGAAGUCCCCAGAUAGAAUUGCUUUGAUCUGGGAGAGGGAUGAACCUGGUACAGAAGUGAAAAUCACAUACAGGGAACUGCUGGAGACCACAUGCCGCCUGGCCAACACAUUAAAGAAGCAUGGAGUACGCCGAGGAGACAGGGUGGCCAUCUACAUGCCUGUGUCUCCACUGGCCGUGGCUGCCAUGUUGGCCUGUGCCCGAAUUGGGGCAGUUCACACAGUGGUCUUUGCUGGCUUUAGUGCUGAGUCCUUAGCUGGAAGAAUUAAUGAUGCAAAAUGCAAGUGGUCAUCACCUACAAACCAAGGAGUCCGGGGAGGACGAAUCAUCGAGCUGAAGAAGAAGUUGAUGGAAGCUGUGAAGAACUGUCCUACUGUCAAACAUGUCUUAGUAGCACAGAGAACAGACAACAAAAUCCACAUGGGGAGGCUAGAUGUCCCUCUUGAAGAAGAGAUGGCCAAGGAGAAUCCUGUUUGUGCUCCUGAAAUCAUGGACAGUGAAGACAUGCUUUUUAUGCUUUAAACUUCAGGGAGCACAGGCAAGCCAAAAGGGCUUGUCCAUACCCAAGCUGGGCUUUUGCUCUUUGCUGCUGUGACACACAAGCACGUGUUUGACUUCAAGCAAGGGGAUGUAUUUGGCUGUGUGGCAGACAUUGGAUGGAUUACAGGUCAUAGCUAUGUUGUGUAUGGUCCACUCUGCAAUGGAGCCACCAGUGUCCUAUUUGAAAGCACCCCAGUUUAUCCCAAUGCAGGUCGAUACUGGGAGACGAUACAAAGACUGAAAAUUAAUCAAUUCUAUGGUGCUCCUACUGCUAUACGAUUACUAUUGAAUUAUGGUGAUGAGUGGGUUAAAAAGUAUGACAGAUCAUCCUUAAGAACCUUGGGAUCAGUGGGAGAACCAAUUAACCAGGAGGCCUGGGAAUGGCUCUACAAAGUGGUGGGAGAUAGCAGGUGCACACUAGUAGACACCUGGUGGCAAACAGAAACAGGAGGCAUUUGUAUUGCUCCUCGGCCUUCUGAGGAGGGAGCUGAGAUCAUCCCUGGUAUGGCUAUGAGACCCUUUUUUGGAAUUACUCCAAUAUUAGUGGAUGAAAAGGGGAAAAUCAUAGAAGGAUAUGAUGUCUCUGGUGCUUUGUGCAUUACUCAGGCUUGGCCUGGCAUAGCAAGGACAAUAUAUGGAGAGCAUCAGAGAUUUGUUGAUGCAUACUUCAAACUUAUCCCAGGUUAUUAUUUCUCUGGAGAUGGUGCUCAUAGGACUGAGGAUGGAUAUUAUCAGAUAACUGGACGGAUGGAUGAUGUUAUCAACAUCAGUGGUCAUCGGCUAGGAACUGCAGAGAUUGAAGAUGCAAUGGCUAACCACCCUGCUGUGCCUGAAACAGCAGUGAUUGGCUAUCCUCAUGACAUAAAAGGAGAAGCUGCAUGUGCUUUCAUAGUACUGAAAGAUGACAUAGAUAAUUCAGACAUCAUAUUGAAUGAGCUCAAAUCGAUCGUUGCCACCAAGAUAGCCAAAUAUGCAGUGCCUGAUCAAAUUCUGGUGGUAAAACGUCUUCCAAAAACUCGGUCCGGAAAAGUCAUGAGGCGGCUCUUAAGGAAAAUAGUCACUGACCAUACUCAGGAUCUGGGAGAUAUUACUACUCUGGAGGACCCUUCAGUGAUUUCUGAAAUUGUAAAUGCCUACCAGAAACAUAAAGCCAAGAUAUCUGCCUCUUAAUAGAGAAGAGAUGUGCAUCAUCCUGGAAGUUCCAAAAACGUGUUUGGCCUAAACCAAAUGCAACAGUUCCUUAUUGUCUUUUCUCAGGACACAUUCCUGAAAUUGGUUUAUUUCCAAAUCAGGAAAGAGUUCUCUAGGAUCACCAUAGAAUCCAGUGAUCUUACAUAAAGCCUGUUAUAGUGUCAUUUCCCCCAUCCUUUUCUUCCCCUGGAAAAGGAACUAGGAAUGCAAUUAACAAGAAACAAAACCAAAGUUGAGAUAUGCUCAUCUUCAUGAAAAUGGAAACUAAUUUGAGUUUUUGGGGUGUUUUAUCAUGCUUAAAUAUUAGUGGCCCCUUGAGAUACAAAAGGGAAAAUGUUAAAAUGUGCCUUCUCAGAAGAUUUAAAACUAGAAGCAAUAAUAUUUUUUCCCAUGUGGUCCUAGGUAUAAUAUCGUAGAGUCUUUAUUUUUAUACUUUCUUAUUUGAGAACAGCAUUUAAACAGAGAAGUCUAAUGUAUGAAUUUAUUUGUAUACAUUUUAAUAACAUCAUUAUAGAGGAGAUAGCUGCAGUUAGAAAAAAAUUCAUUUCAAUUCUUGCAGCAUGUGAAUGGCAUGCUGAAAAAUAUAUUGAUUAACCAAUAGACUCAUUUUAAUUAUGUAUUGAUGCCUUUCAAACAUAUAGAAUGAUUUCAUUUUGCCUAUCAGGACUACAUCUCAUUAUACACAAAAACAAAAUUAAUUCCUAAAAGCUUGAUUAUAAGCUUGUUCACUCUUAAGUUCUGUCCAGUCAUUUUUUUUUAAGCAUUGUACUGGAUGGAUUUUUCUUUCCUCUAGAAUGCUUCUUGGUUACAGGUCAUUAGUGCUCUGAACUGUGGCCCUGCCAAAAGUAACCAAUGAAAGUUCAAAUAACCUAUUACAAUAAGCACUAAAGUUCUUGGAAGAACCUGUUGCAUUCUUGAAAAAUGUUUUUGGCUCUAUAUGAUUGGGGGAGGAGAGGAUGGAAAAUAGAGCCAGUUCAAGGCUCUAAAUCAGAAAUUAAAAACAAAACAGAACAAACACUCAACAGAAGUCUGUUAUAUAAAAGUGCCUUAAUGUUAAUCAAAUAGCUGGUAUUGACCUUAGCAGAGUGAACAAUUGUUGACUUAAUGGUGAACAUCUGGAAUAUUAUCAGUAAAUGUGGCUGACAUUAAUCAGCUAAUAUAGACAUUAAACAUUAGCUAUGUAUACAUGGUAAAUUUUAUUUUGUUCACUAUUAUGGCACUUAUAACACAAUCACUUAAAGAACAACAUACUUAGUAUUUUAAAUUCUUUUAUAUACUAACCAAGGCUCUAUUAUCUUGCUUGUUCCCCAUGCUGCCUAUAAAGAGUUGAUACCUAUGAAAAACCUCAAAAUGAGAUCAUAGGGCUUAUGGACUUAGAAUAAUUUACUUGAAAAUGAAUUAAAAUAAAAUAUAUUUUGUUUCCAGUUUACUGUGAUGACAUUGAUAAAAGAAUGUCAUUCUGUUCUGCUUGAUGUGAUACUAAGGACAAAUCAAAGUAUAGGCAUAAUUCACUAAGAAUAAAAGAAAGGAAACCUUUUGAAAAUUGCUUUGUACAGGGAAGAGAUGUACAGGCAGCCCACUGUUAUUCUGGAAACCUCAUCUGUCUGGAACACAACUGAGACCUGGGAAGUGAUAAAUGCUCAUUAAAGCCAAGUAAAAAAAAAAGUGGCCUGUAAGUCAACAAAAUUAAUAUCAAUAUUUGUGUAAUGAAGUUCAUUUACUUUACUCAUACAAGAAGCCCUCAGUCAGAGCCUCUUUAUUCUUCUUUUGUUCACAGAAUUUCGAAUGGUUUGUGUGGCAUAGUGGAGAGCAUGCUGGAUUUGGAGUUAGAGAUUCUAGGUUCAAAUCCUACCACUUUGUUGUAUCUAUGAAUUUAGGCAGAUCAUGUAAACUCUUUGGGCCUCAGUUUCCCAUCUAUAAAAAAAAGUUGGAGUAGAUGACCUUCAGGGUUAUUUCUAGCUCUAAAUUUUUGAUCCUCUGAUCUAUUUUCCAAAGCAAUGGAAAAAAACCAAAACAAAACAACAACUAAGAAGAGACUGUUACAGGCAUACUGACAGUAGAGAAAAACAAUAGCUGUCAGCAAGAGAGAAACUAUAAAAAGCAGCAAAAAGAAUGUUAAAAGUACAACAGUUCCAGACUAGUAAUCAGUAAAGAAGUUGUACAAGGACACUCUCAAGGUCUCUGAAGAACUGAUUUGGAAUUGAUUGUAAGACACAAGAGACAUUGCCACAGGACUGCUCAGCCUCAAAGAAGGUGCUGUGCAUGCUUUGUGAGCAAAGCAGAAUUGUAGUAGCUCAAAAGAAAUGUGAGAUGUGUGAAUUUAGAGGCAUCUCUGUGCCAAAUGUGCAUAUGGACCUAUGGGAGAGCCUUCUGAGCUCGUACUUGUCUGAUCAGCCACAGUGGAACACGCUGUAGCUUGACCCCAACACAGUGAUGUCAUUUUGGUCCUUUUUUUUGUGGGUCAGUGAGGGUUAAGUGACUUGCCCAGAGUCACAUAGCUAGUAAGUGUCAAGUGUCUGAAGUUGGAUUUGAACUCAGAUCCUCCUGAAUCAAAGGCAGGUGCUUUAUCCACUGUGCCACCUAGCUGCCCCCCCCCCAUUUUGGUCCUCUUUAAGCACAAAGGCCAACCAACCACUAAGCACAGUGCUGAAGACUUCAUGAAUUCCUAAACAUAUCACUUUAUUAUUGUACGAUACAAUAAGUUGAUAUGUAUAAUGAUUCUAAGAUAUGAAUAGGUUAGCCUUAGCACAUUCUGUUUAAGAAAACAAGAAGUUGUUGUACUUAAUAGAGACUUCUAUAAAAAUGGUUUAUAAACAGUUUUAGUGUUUGAGUGAUAAACCAAGGCUCUGGAAAGCUCAGUUGUCCAGAAUGAUUUUCUCCUUAAGGGUUCCAAAUCUGUGGUUCUUAUGUACAAGUGAGGUUCUUAAGUACAAAAAAAAAAAAAAACCCAAAAACUGGACAACAAUCAUAUGUACAAAACAUCACUACCUACCUAUUCUUAUUUUUCUUUCUCCAGGUUGUUUUAUAAUAAACAAUGAGAUAGUUGGGAGGAGGGAGAAUAUGGAUCUGUUUGACCAAUAAGGAAAGUAAUUUGCCAGACAACCUUAGAAAUAAAAGCUAAUUGCUCCAGGAAAAUUCUAUAGACAGAGAGUUUACAAAUCAGCUCCACAAGGAGUGAUAAGUUUAGAAUCUUUUUAGAAAGGUUGUCAGACUCAACCUAAAUUAAUUUUUUAUAAAAGUGUAUAUACAUAUAGGGAUUGUGUAUAUAGGCACUGUUUAAGAUCCUUUCUUUUUGCUAUAUAAAAUAUAAUCUGGCAGGGCAUCUUGAUAUUGUCAGGAUUCUUCUCAUAAUUCUCAAUAUAUAAAAAUAAUCCUUGGAUCUCUUGAAUGUGAUAGGUACUCUACAAUUAACAGAAUAUGUAGCCAGAGAAUUUAGAGCUGAAUGGGACUUCAGAGAUCAGCCAGUCCAAUUUCCUCAUUUGGCAGAUGAUGCAAAUGAGGAGAAGUGACUCAUCCACGGUCAAAUGAAAGACCCAGGAUUAGGUUGUUUGACUCUGAAUCCAGUAUUCUUUCCAUGACACUUUCAAUGUGGGGAGGUAAGAUUCAUACAAACUGGAAAAAAAAAAUGGAAUCUUAGUUCUAUGCUUUGAGUUGAAGAGUGGGACACAGUUUCUUAUGGAUUAUUCUGGAUUAGGUGGGGGUGAGGAGGAAGACAUCUGAAUAAAGGGAGAGAAUUGGUAGUAUGGCUUAUAUUUAUCAAACCCUUCUUCAUAACAAUCCAGGUAAUGAACAUAUUAUUAUCCCCAUACAACUGAGAAAAACAGGCUCCAAAUGGUUAAAGGAUUUGCCCAUGGAAGACUGAUAAGUGGUAGGGACAAGGCUGGAACAUAGUUUUCUGGACUCUAAAUGCAACACACUUUCCACCAUAACACUUUUACUUUCCACUGCCUGGGAGAAACACACCCCCCUCUCUUGGGGCUGGAUAAAAGAAAGGCUUCCUGGCUUUGCUAUGACUAAAUUCUAUCUCUAUUUUGAUAAAAUAUCAUGGAAUACUUUCAAAGAAUAUGAGUUAAACUUGGUGCUGCUCUGAGUUGGUUUCUAAGCAGACCAGGAAAGCUGAAGCAAACCCUCUGAAACCUCAUGUCUUGGCAAGCAAUGGCACCUUACUUCCUUGCACUGGCUUUUACAGUUACUCACAACCUGCUUCCAACCUCCAAUUCCUGCUUUGUCCCAUACUGUUCUGUUUCUUACAUUCUAUGUUCCAGACAAACCAGACCACUAGCUGUGAUCCCCCAACUCUUUCUGUGAUCUCCUACCUCUGCAUUUUUUGUACUGAUUCGCUGCCUUCAUGACCCAGCUCAGAUGUCAUUUCCAUGAAAUUUGCACCAGUGUUUUACCUCCUGACUCAAAUACUCACUACCUGUGUGAUCUUUGGCAAGUCACUUAAAUUCUCUGGGCUUCAGUUUCCUCACCUGCAAAAUGAGGAGGUUGGCCCAGGUAACCUCUGAGGUCCAGCUCUAGAACUAGCAUCCUAAUUUCCUAUGAUUGUCCCAGCUGAAAGUUAUCAAUCCCUCAGAUUUUCUUAGAGAACUUUUCUUUGUCAUAUUAUAUUGAAUUUUCCAUCACACUUAUUUGUGUGUAGCCUCUUCAUUAGAUCAUAAUUCUGUUCAGGUUGGUAGGGAUUUUUUUUUAAAUCUCUGUAUUUCAGGGUACAAAGCCUGGCAUAUGCUUAAUAAAUGUUUGUUUAAUUGUGCCACUGAAGUUUGAACCAGUAAAACAGUUUCAACUGUAACUUCCCAGGAAAGAAAUAAGACAGGACAGGAUAAGGUGUUAUGGAGUGGAAGGGGAAAGGAAAGCUGGUGAGUUUUUUGAAAGAGUAAGAAAUAGAAAAAAAGGGAGAAAUAUAUGAAUUAGUUUUAGCAAACCUUCUAGAAAGUGAAAUAUUACAGGAUGAUCACAUUGUACAUUUUAGUUUUGUCCUGUUAAUUUUGCUUAUUUGAAUAUCAUUUUUUUAACUUUAAAGUAUAUUUUAAAAAGGAGGAGAAUAUUUCUCCUAGGCAUUGGAAAACUCAAGGAGAAGCUGGUGGCUGCAAUUUUUUCAAUGAUCCUUGAAUCCUGGUGAAAGAAGGCUUAGGGCCUUACAAGUAAAGGAGUACCUUUGGUAGAAGACAGGUCCAGGAUUCUAGCAAGGGAAGUUGGCUCUCUGCUGUAUGGUCCGGCUGUAAUUCUUCAUAUGUGGAGGUUUGAUUGUCCCAUGCAGCAGUUAACCUUGAGCUAAGUAAAUUAAUCCUUUAAUUUCCUGUUCUAGGAAUACCAGUUGGACUUGAAAUGAUUGCCAGAAAAUGUUAUAGACACGUGUAUAGAUUUCUUAUUUUUCACUGUACAGAAAAUGUGGUAAAAAUUGUUUUGGUUGUUGGGAAUAGCCUAUGGUAUUAAAAAGAAUUCAGAGGACAAAAGGCUUGAAAUUCAAGAUGAAAAUCUCUUUUAGGAUAUUCAUCCUGCAAAAAAAAAUAGUCUCAUGACUGGUUCACUAUUUCAACAUUUUUAUUUUGAAUGAAAACACAGUGACAUGCUUGCCAAAUUUACAGAUGAUACAAUGCUGGAAAGGAUAUUCAAUGUCCUCUUUUUAUACUCUUUUUUCCUUGGUGAUUUUACUGUGGGUUCAAAGAUUAUUUUUUAUAAAUAUAACUCCCAUAUCUCUAUAUCUAGCUUAAGUCUCUUCUGAACUCUAGUUCCAACUCACUAGUUAUUUGCUAGACAUCUUACCUUUAUGACUUGUAGCAACUUUGAAAGGCAGCACUGAAUAAUGGCUAGUCUGUAGAUUUGGGAAGAUGUGGGUUCAAAUCUCACCUUAGACACUUAUUAGCUAUGUGACCAAAGGCAAGCCACUUAUCUUCCCUGAGCCGUUUUCUUGAAUGUAAAAUGGGUAUAAUCUUGUAAGGCCUACUUCUCAUGGUUGUUGGGAAAAUCAAAUGAAUAUGUAUAUAAGUUGCUUUGUAAACAUUAAAGUGCUAUAAAAAUGUCA
Dromiciops gliroides (monito del monte) is the source of this 8252-nucleotide messenger RNA. RefSeq names its product acyl-CoA synthetase short chain family member 1 (gene ACSS1). Gene Ontology annotation, molecular function: AMP binding; acetyl-CoA synthetase activity. Lineage: Eukaryota; Metazoa; Chordata; Mammalia; Microbiotheria; Microbiotheriidae. The record is from RefSeq and is a predicted model, not a curated record. Gene Ontology annotation, cellular component: mitochondrion.